GACAGUGACGUCCAUCCUUAUCAUAACAUAACAUACUUGUAUGACAAAAACAAACAAUAUAUAUCAAUGAUCCUGGAUGUUGAAAUAAUAUGAGGCAAAGUUUGAAUUAAAAAAAUCAGUAAAUGCAAUGUGGUUUGUGAGACUUUAUCAAAAUGGAAUUAUAUCGUACUAGCCAGUUUUACAUUUUUGUGGAUGGUAAACAUUCUUUAUGGUGGGACCGACAAACAAGAGCUUUCAUUCCCAAAACUGGAUGGGAUUUAGCUGACGCAGAUGAUCCAGUUUGCCUUGGUAUAUGUGAUGGCAUAAUAGGAAAAGUUGAACAUAGCCCUUUGUUCGAUCCCCGUUUACUCCUUAUAAAAGAAAGUCUUCCAGUGGGCAAACUCCAUGGCGAUAAUGAGAUAUACAAAAUUAAAUCCGUAGUGUUCUUACCUGUUGGUAUUGAAAAUGUAGACAUCAACCUGUUGCCUUGUCAGAAACAUAAAUGUAUCACUUUGAAACAAAACCCUAGCAGCACGAGCUCCCUAUUUGAUAUACAGAAAAAUACUGCUUUGACCAAGACAUGGGGCACACUCAAAAGUGCAGGAAAUACAAUAAAAAAUACUACUCAGCAAGCAGCUGCUAUGGCUGGUGUUCAAAAAAAAGGAACCAUCAAGGAUAAAGAUAGAUUUGAAAAACAGAUCAUGGAAGAAUUCUAUAAAAUAUUCUCGGAUACGAAUUCUUUUUAUUUUUCUCGAACCACAGAUCUAACAAAUUCCUUACAGAGAUUGUGUAAGUUGGAAAAAGAUGGUUCGAUAGAUCCAAAGGCCUUAUGGAAAACUGUAGAUGACAGAUUUUUUUGGAAUAAGCACAUGUUGAACACUAUGAUUGAAACAGGGAACCCAUUGUUUGAUCCCUGGAUUAUGCCUAUCAUCCAGGGUUAUGUUCAAAUAGAAGAUUGUAAAGUAGAAAUGGAUAGAAAUAUGAUAGAUUCCGAAGCAAAACAAUACGAAAUUUUCAAACUCUGCAUAAUAUCAAGAAGAAGCCGUUUCAGAGCUGGUACCAGGUAUAAAAGAAGAGGUGUGGACGAGGUUGGUGAAGUGGCUAACUAUGUGGAAACAGAACAAUUGAUUGCAUACCAAACACAUGAAGUUUCAUUUAUCCAAGUUAGAGGUUCGGUCCCAGUCUAUUGGUCUCAGCCUGGAUUCAAAUAUAGACCCCCACCACGAAUAGAUAGAGGUGAAGCUGAUACCAAAGUUGCUUUUGAGACGCAUUUCAACAAAGAAGUGAAAAAGUAUGGUCCUAUUUGUGUGAUAAAUCUAGUUGAUCAAACGGGGAAAGAAAAAGUAAUUUUCGAUGCUUAUUCCCAUUAUAUUCUACAACAAAAUAGUCCUUUUAUAACGUACGUCACAUUCGAUUUCCAUGAAUAUUGCAAAGGAAUGCAUUUUGAAAAUGUGUCAAUUCUGAUCAAUGCCAUCAGUGAUAUCAUAAAAGACAUGAACUAUUGUUGGAGAGAUAAUCAGGGGCAUAUCUGUUCUCAGAAUGGUGUUUUCAGACUGAACUGCAUAGACUGUUUGGAUAGAACAAAUGUUGUUCAGACGGCAUUGGGAAAAGCUGUCAUGGAAAUACAAUUCUGCAAAUUGGGUUUAGUAUCACCAGAAGGGUGCAUGCCUAAUAAUAUCAAAAGUACAUUUCAAAUGUUAUGGGCUAAUAAUGGAGAUACUAUAAGUAAACAGUAUGCUGGAACGAAUGCUUUGAAGGGUGAUUAUACAAGAACUGGUGAAAGAAAAUUCACUGGAAUGAUGAAAGAUGGGAUGAAUUCAGCUAACAGAUACUACUUGAGUCGGUUCAAAGAUUCAACGAGACAGGGUACUAUAGAUUUAAUGUUGGGAAAUUAUGUAUCUGAAGACAUUUUCAGUGAAUCGAAAGUAUCACAGUUUGAAGAAGACAACAUCGCAACUGCUGAACAUGUGAAACUUCUAAUAGAAGAUUGUAAAAAAAUGCUCAUUAAUGAACCUGAACUAGUUGUCGGUAGUUGGGGACUCAUUAACGCUGAUCCUGUCACUGGAGACCCUAACGAAACAGAAAUGGACUCGAUUCUAAUUCUUACCAAAGACUCAUAUUUUAUGGCAGAUUAUGACGAUCAAGUAGAUAAAAUAACCAAAUACCAACAGGUGAUGCUAAAAGACAUUUCUCUAUUAGAGUUUGGAAUAGCAGAAUCCAACAGUUCAUUAUUCAAAGCAUCUAAACAUAGACAUUGCAUCAGAAUCAAUUAUAAAGUCAAUAAUACCAGUGGAUAUUACCAUAUGUUCAGGUCUACUAGCUUUAGGUUCUUCAAUAAUCUAGCAGUUGUCAUUAAAAACAUCGAUGAAGAAAUAGAAUCCCUGAAAGCAAUCUGUGAAGGAAUUUUGAUUGCUUUGGAUAUUUGCGGCCUACCCCCUGUGCCAUUCAGACUUGGUCAACCUCUUGACAGAAGGAAAUCUAAAGUGAUAAGUAGCGGUACGUCAAGCAGUAACAUCUACUUAGAUAUAACAUCUUUGCCUCAAAUGACUCGAAAUGUUUCUGAAAGCCAAUUGCUAUCUCUGAAGAAUGUUGGCUCAAAAGCUAUUUCAAACAUGGGUCAACAGAUCUCGAGAUUGAAUAAAAUCGGAAACACUUUCAAGGCUAACAAAUUGAAACAAACGACGAACUUCAUGAUAGGCCAAAGGACAAAGAAUGAAACUUCUAGUGAAUCUGAAGAAGACUAUGAAAAUAAUAUAUUUGAGCCAGAUGAAUGUACAGGACAUGAAGUGUCUUCACCAUAUGCAACGGUUUCUGAAUAUAAUCAGAUUAUUGAACAAGGUUUGGAAGCUACUGAAGAUGCUGUUGUUUCCCUACCGAAAGCAGACACUUUCUUACCCAGCGUGGGUAUAGUGAUGGGCCAUAAGAGUGACUGUACGAAUCUUGAGGGCGUUUUACAGCAAAAACAUAACCUGUUAACCAGACAAAACUCAUCUCAAAUGAACGAAGUACAGUUAUCAAGUAUCAUGCAAAGCGUUUCUAUCUCCUCUGGUAUGAAUCCCACUCCAGAAAUUCAAAUAAACUCUGAAGAAUUGGAUAGGCCAUGCCUGAAGAAAGAUCCUCCUAAUAGCCUGAUGUUAGAUAAAACGUUCAGUCACUCCUCAGGAGAAGUUGAUGUGCAAGAAAACGCUGGCUAUAGGCCUAUCGAUAGAUCAACAUCGAAUUAUGAAAUUCAGCUGAAUAUAUCACAGUCACAGAGUGAAUCUGCGUUGAAGAAAUUGAAUACCAUGAGUAGUCCACUUGGAAGUGCUACUAAAGAUUUGGUUCUGAAUCCCUUCAGUAAAUUGGCAAAAGGAGUCCAAAAUAUCGGAGCAAAUUUUGACCCUAGAAAAUUGAGCAGUCAAGUGAGACAUAUAACAGAAAAAGAUCUGCAAGAACACAAACAACUGCAGGAAAAAUGGAAAGAUAGUAAAACUAGGUUAAUAGCUUUGUAGAAAUUCUAGCUUUGCCGAUGAAUAGCUACAGUUUCCAAAAUAAAUGUUAGUUUGUCAAUUUUAUGAAGUUACGUGUCACCAGAAUAUAAUGUAAAUCAUUCAACACCUAACCUAACCUAAGAGGAAAGUUUUCGUGAUAUGAAAUUGGAAAAUGGGUUUUUCGAAUUUUUUGAAUGUUCAUGAUGAGUUCAUGGAAUUCAAC
Phaedon cochleariae (mustard beetle) is the source of this 3672-nucleotide messenger RNA. The record is from the annotation of a GenBank genome assembly. NCBI's taxonomy places the organism in Eukaryota, Metazoa, Arthropoda, Insecta, Coleoptera, Chrysomelidae.